AUGCCCCUUUUCCGGCUGAAGACGGUCUUUCCGUUGCUCGCUUUGCUGUCGAUUGGUGUGUUUUUCUGGUGCAUGGAACGUUAUGACCGGUCUGCUUUCCUCCGGUUCAAGCACCCCAUUGAACAGGUCAACCUGGGCCAGUCCCAAAUAGACAUGUCCACAGGGCAGUCCGAGGCCGCCAACACCUGUGAGGUCGACCCCAAAUUGGCCGCUCCCCUCUCUUUCGCCGAGUGGCUUCCUCGCAAGAACUACACCCGUGCCUACUUCCGUCCUCGUCUGGUGAACCCUGACACCGAGUUCCACACCCUGGAGGAGGUUCAGAAGCCCGUGCUCCCGCCUAUGGUUACCAUGGAGCGUGGCAUGGUCGUUUCCCCUGAUAACACCGAGGAUGUUUUUGUCUGCCCCGAGAUUAUUGACGUCGACGUCGCCGCCGAUGACGAUGUGGAGGAGACUUCGAAGCUUCUGUUCGGUCUAGCGACCACUGUGGAUCGCCUCGAUCGCCUGCUCCCGUCCCUGCUUUACACCUACGGAAAUACCAAGGCUGGCCUGAUUGUGCUGGUACCUGAGUCGGACGAUGAUUUGGAGAAGCAGGAGACCUACUUCCGCAACCGCGGUCUCGACCUCACUCUGAUUGCCUCUCCUCUUGAUUUCACUGCUCGCUACUUCGGUAUGGUGGAGGCUUUCUCCGAGCACAUUCGCAAGCACCGCCCGCACACCACCUGGGUUGGCUUCAGCGAUGACGAUACCUUUUUCUUGUCUCUGCCCACAUUCGCCAAGGAGCUGAAGCUGUUUGAUGAGAAGAAGAAGCACUACAUUGGAUCUCUCUCCGAGGCUAGCUGGCAGGUGGACACCUUCGGCCACAUCGCAUUCGGUGGUGCCGGUGUGUUUGUCUCCAAGCCCCUCCUGGAUGUCCUCAUGAAGUACUACGACGAAUGCCAGUCCUGGGGCGAGCAGCCCGGUGACCAGAAGCUUGGACAAUGUAUCCAGCGCUUCGGCGAUACCUCCUUGACCCUGUGGCCCUCGCUUUACCAGAUGGAUAUGACCGACCCCGUGGACGGUGUCUACGAAUCUGGCCGCAAGAUCGAGUCCAUGCACCAUUGGAACUCCUGGUACACCAAGGAUGUAGUGAAGAUGACCACUGUUGCCGCGGCGGCUGGCCGGAAGUCCGUGCUGCGUCGCUGGGUCUUUGAUCAGGAGGAGACCGUGAACAACGCCACCGGAGAGACCACUCGUCACUUCUGGGUUUUGACCAAUGGCUACUCCAUGGUCAAGUACACCUACGAUGAGUCUGUGCCAGACGAUGCCAUCGACUUCGAUGCCGUCGAGAAGACCUGGCCCGAGGAUCCCCGUGGUUUCGAGGAGCGCCUCGGUCCCCUCCGUCCCGCCGAGAACGACGGUGUCACCAAGGACCGCUGGUUGCUACACGACGCCUACGUGGUCGGUGACAACGUGCACCAGUUCUACGUGCGCGAAGAAGAUGAAGGCCACAGUGUGAUCGAGAUUGUCUGGCUUGGCCCCAAGGGCGGCGGUGGCGGUGGUCUCAGCGAUCACCAGAUCCGCGGUACCUACCAGCAAUAA
Penicillium pulvis is the source of this 1578-nucleotide messenger RNA. RefSeq names its product glycosyltransferase family 31 protein (gene gfsA). Lineage: Eukaryota; Fungi; Ascomycota; Eurotiomycetes; Eurotiales; Aspergillaceae. Gene Ontology annotation, molecular function: acetylglucosaminyltransferase activity. The transcript has a single exon. The coding region runs from base 1 to 1578 and encodes 525 amino acids. The record is from RefSeq and is a predicted model, not a curated record.